AUGAACAAUGACAACAACCAGACCAAUAUUCCAAUGUUUGGUAUGGAUAUGAAUGGAUUGCAACCAGGAAUGCAGCAACAACAACCUAGCCAGGUGGGUCAGCAACAACAACAGCAACAACACAAUCCACGUAUUGGUUCUUUACCAAUGUUGACACCAGAGUUGUUGGCUUCCUUGACUCCGCAGCAAAUGCAAGCAAUGAAGGGUCAUCCACAGUUCCAGGAGAUGAUGCGGCAGUACAUACAAAGACAGCAGUUUUUGAAUCAACAACAUAAAGCUUUCCCUCGGGGAGGUGGCAGCGUUGGAAGUGGUACCCCCAACUUUCCUCAGGGACAAAGCAUGCCCCAGCAACAACAAGCUCUACAGCAGUCACUACAACAACAGCCACUACAGCCACUGCCAUUGUCUGUCCCGGGCGGUAAUCCCUUAGCAGCAAAUGGCUCUACCGCUUUUUCGCAACCUUAUCAACAAUCUCAAAUGGGCCCACAACUUCAUCUUCAACAACAACAGCAGCAACAACAACAACAGCAACAACAACAGCAACAGCAACAGCGUGCACUGCAAGCCCCUCCCCAAGGAUUUAGUGGCAAUCUUCCAGGAAAUGUACCAAAUAGCAUGCCACAGCAAAGAGCCAAUUUCCAAAGUCCAGGAUUCGGAGGCGGGGCAGUACCAGGUGGACAUAUACCGAGUAUUGCACAAGGUGGACCUCCUUCAGCAAGCGUAGCUGAUACUCAUAUUAUAAACAACGUAGUGCCCAAUGCGAUGCCAUUGAACGAACCCAACGGGGCAGCUCCAUUUCCAAAUGUACAACCUACUUCCACUGUUCCUUCUUUCAAUGCUACUGGCCAGACACCCUCUCAACCCAACUUGCAUAGACCAGGUGGUUUGAUUGAGCCAGGUCGGAUGAACUCAGCCAUAUCUAUUCCUGGAGUGAGUCCAGCAAAAGCACAGGAGUUACUGGGAAAAUUACCCAUCAAGCAAUUGACAAGUCUUGAUCAAUGGUCAAAUAAAUUUGAGCUGGAAGGUGUACCGCCCCCGUUGGACACCGACGUGUAUGAGGAAAUCAUACAAAAAGACGCCGACUACUUGACAAACUUGGCAAAGCAGCACGCCUCCAUGAAGCAUGAAGGUGAAUCUGCUGCUCGGGAUUUACAACAGUACAACCAAAUAAAGCAGUUGCGAAUGAACGCAAUACAGUUGAGUGCUAAGAAUCAAAUGAACAAUAGUAUAUGGGGUGAAGGUUACCAAGGGUACGGCAAUGGUAUCACAAAUACGGCAAGUAGGCUCCUACUUCCCGAGCGAGAUAUAUCGGAUCGAAUGAUUAAUGAAAGAUUGGCCCAAACAAAGGGUCCCAAAAACUAUGUCCCUAUUCGACUUGAAUUCGACCAAGAUAAAGACAAGUUUAAGUUACGUGACACCUUUUUGUGGGACUUGAAUGAGAAAGUGUUUACAGUGGAGGAUUUCACCAGUCAAUUGUUGGAUGAUUACAAACUUAUACCACGCAUUCAUUAUCAAACCAUAUUGAAUAGUAUCAAGGAGCAAAUUGCCGAGUAUCAACAAAAGCCUACAAAAACCACUGGCGAGAUUCGUAUACCAAUCAAGAUUGACAUCAUUAUGAACAAUACUCAACUUACUGACCAAUUUGAAUGGGACAUUCUUAAUACUAAUGAGAACGAGCCAGAAGAAUUUGCCAUGAUUAUGUGCGAUGAGCUUUACUUGCCAGGAGAGUUUAGCACCACUAUAGCCCAUAGCAUUCGAGAACAAUGUCAAAUGUAUAUCAGGGCUUUGAAUUUGGUUGGGUGUAACUACGAUGGGACCCCUGUUACUGAGGAUUCUAUUCGUAAUCAUUUGCUUCCAUCAUUACGCUUGGUGUCCAAGGAUUAUCAAGUUGUCGAUGACUUUUUCUCGAUAUUGAGAAAUCCGUCAAAUGUGCCUGAGUUUAGUCCUCAGUUGAUCAAGUUGACAGAAUUGGAGCUCGAGCGUUUGGACAAGGAAAUGGAAAGGGAAAGCAGACGGAAGAGAAGACACAAUUACAAUGAAGAAGGACAGGGCUUUGGUGGCUUUGGUGGAACCCCAAGUGGUGGAUUUGGCUCUGGAACAUUUACUCCCACUGGAACCGAAGCGUUUAUCAAAACAGCUCCAAGUACAGGCAGUUCAAGAGGGUUCCUGUCUUCGAGACGUAAUGCAGCUCAUAUUGGUAGGGGUAAUGUGAUCCCUGACUUGUCGGAUGUGCCCAAGACUUUCCGAACUCCAGCACCAUCAAGUAUACUACCUGGAGCUAUUGAUUUGGCAGUCCCUGAAGUUUAUGAGUGUGAUGAGAUAUUUGUCAAUCGAACUCAAGUGAAAAAUCCCGACUAUAGACCGCCGACGCCUGACCCUGCGUUGAGCGAUCGAGUACAAUAUCAUCACGAUCCAUUGGAGGGUUCGUUCAACCAAGUAGAUCCCUUCAAAUCAUUCAUUGCAGGAGGUACAGCAGGUGCCGUUGAAGGUGUGGUGACCUACCCUUUCGAAUUUGCCAAGACCAGAUUACAACUAAUUGACAAAUCCGCCAAAACCACAUCGAGGAACCCGUUAAAGUUAAUCUACACUAUUGGCAAAACCCAGGGAAUAGGUGCAUUAUACGUGGGAUGUCCUGCAUUUGUGGUUGGAAACACGGCAAAGGCAUCCGUGCGAUUCUUGGGGUUUGAUUACAUCAAGAACUUGUUAGUUGACAAGCAGGGGAAAUUGUCAGGACCCAGAGGUGUCAUUGCCGGGUUGGGUGCUGGGCUAUUAGAGAGUGUGGUUGCCGUGACUCCAUUUGAAGCAAUCAAGACUGGGCUUAUUGACGACAAGCAGCGCCCUCAGCCAAGGUACCAACUGGGAUUGGUUAGCGGGACAGUGAAGUUGGUUAAAGAUAUGGGAUUCAAGGGGAUUUACGCUGGUGUUGUGCCUGUAAGUUUACGUCAAGCUGCUAACCAAGCAGUGAGGUUGGGGUCGUAUAAUGCCAUCAAGACCAUGAUCCAGCAGGCCACAGGAACUAAGCCAAACCAACCCUUGAGCUCAGCUGCAACUUUUGCAGUGGGUGCUUUUGCUGGUAUUAUCACGGUGUAUACGACAAUGCCUAUAGAUACCGUCAAGACGAGAAUGCAAGCUUUGGGGUCGGAGAAGUUGUAUAGGUCGACUUUGGAUUGUUUUGUCAAGAUUUUCAAGCAGGAAGGGUUGUUGACUUUCUGGAAGGGUGCCACGCCAAGGUUGGGGAGAUUGGUGUUGAGUGGAGGUAUUGUAUUUACAAUAUAUGAAAAGAUGUUGGUCAUUUUGCAUUAG
Lodderomyces theae is the source of this 3303-nucleotide messenger RNA. RefSeq names its product SNF5. Gene Ontology annotation, biological process: mitochondrial citrate transmembrane transport; chromatin remodeling. The record is from RefSeq and is a predicted model, not a curated record. Bases 1 to 3303 code for a protein of 1100 amino acids. The transcript has 2 exons. Lineage: Eukaryota; Fungi; Ascomycota; Pichiomycetes; Serinales; Debaryomycetaceae. Gene Ontology annotation, cellular component: nuclear chromosome. Gene Ontology annotation, molecular function: tricarboxylate secondary active transmembrane transporter activity.